Messenger RNA from Scatophagus argus, 7286 nucleotides. RefSeq names its product mitogen-activated protein kinase 8 interacting protein 1a (gene mapk8ip1a). Gene Ontology annotation, cellular component: cytoplasm. NCBI's taxonomy places the organism in Eukaryota, Metazoa, Chordata, Actinopteri, Scatophagidae. The record is from RefSeq and is a predicted model, not a curated record. Gene Ontology annotation, biological process: regulation of JNK cascade. Bases 16 to 2754 code for a protein of 912 amino acids. Gene Ontology annotation, molecular function: protein binding. The transcript has 12 exons.
UCUGAUUGGUUGGCUAUGAUUUCCUCCUCCCCCUGUCUUUGCAUCUGUGUCCCUCUCCUCCCUUCCUUCUUCACUCUGUCAGUUCUUGUUCACCCAAUCUCUAUUCCAUACCACUCACCUCCCUUCCUCUCUCUCUUCCUUCCUCCUUCUGUCUCUCUAUCUCUCCCCUCUGUUCCACUCUGCUCUUGCCAGGAAGAUGAUGGUGAUGAUGAUGAUGUGACACUGUGGCCAGCCAAUGACUGUGCAAGGAGUGAGUGGAGGGGGUGUGUCCAGAGGCAGAGCUUGGAGCUGAUUGAUGCUGAGAAGACCGAGGAGGAAGAAGGGGCAGAAAGGGAGGCAGAGGAGGGUGGUGGAGGCCUUGUCCGAGCUGAGAAGCUGCUGCGCUGGCUUAAUAAAGGAGGAGAAAAGGUGGAGGAGGAAGAGGAGGAGGGAGGGAGGAAGCUGUCCCCUGUCAGAGGGGGAUCAACCUGUGCUGUCAUGGAUAAAUAUCGACCAAAGAGACCAACCACCCUGGCUCUGUUUCCACAGCUGCCACAAGCCGGCACCCAGGACUCUAUCAACAACAACUCUUUAGGCAAGAAGGACAGCUGGAAGGACUCCCACUCUUCCUCCCCACACAUUACGGGAGAUAUAGCCCCACCAGCUAUUCAACCAAAAGCAGAGGACAAAGUUCGGCACGUCACGCGCCGCCCGGCCCCUAAACCACCUGCUGCCCAUGGGACCAACAGCAGAGCCAACACUCAGGGCGUUGCCACCAGUGCAGACAUUCGCGCUCGACCACGGGAAAGACAGGUGUCUGGAGCCUCACAUGCACAGUCCUCCAGCACACAGAGGAGUCAAAGGAGAGGAAUAGGAGGGGGAGGAAGAGGGGGAGGAAGAGGAGUGACAGCGAUGAGAGAGAGGAGCCUGGGGGACAUCAGAGGAAGGGAUGGCGUUAUAGCAGGGAAGGAAGACAAAAAAGGAGGAAGACUCUGUGAGGAGUCCAAAGGGAAGGAGAAAGAGAGGAAUGGACAUCAGAGGCCAAAAGAAGCAAAUGGACUGAAAAGCCGAGGGGCUGAUGGGAAAGGAAAAGUAGGUGCUAAAGGGGGUCACAGAGGAGGGGGAUUUAAGCCAAAUAACAUGCCAUCUAACCAGGAAGUUUAUCUGACAGCCAUGGUGGUCCCACGUACACCUGUAGCACCACGAAACCAAGACAAGACCCAACACCAAGGCCAAAACCAUGACAGGACCCAGGACAAUCCCCCCGUUCUCUCCAGGUCCAGCAGUGAGGGAGGGUCAAACAGAAUGUCCCUCAGUUCAGACACAGAGGGCCCCCCACCAGGGCCCCUGCAUCCCUCUCUACCCCACCGCAUCAACCCUGACAUCAGCGAAGAAGAUGGGGAGGGAGAUCCGACUCCUUGCAUGAACGUCGAGAAUGGUCCGACUCACUGCCUUGCAGAUAAUGAAAAAACGGAGCUGGACUAUACCAAGUCAGAGCUGGACAUAGGAGGAGGAAAAGGUGACAAUAACAUUAAGGUGGAUGACACCAACUCUGUCACUCAGGGAGACUGUGCAGAUGCUCAGACUGUACCAAAGAGUGAAGCCACAGCAGGGUUAAAUUAUGACUCUGUUAAAUACACUCUGGUGGUCGAUGAACAUGCUCAGUUGGAGCUGGUCAGCCUCAAGCACUGCUUGCAUGGUUACAACGAGCACAAUGAUGACAGCGACGCAGAGACGAUUUAUCAGUCAGCCAAUGAGGAGGAAGACCCAGAGUAUGAGGAGGAGAGGAAGAGGAGGGAAGCAGCAAAGAAGCAAGAGAGGAGGAAAGAGGAGGAAAAGAGAAGAAAGGAAGAGGAAGAGACAAAGAGGAGAAGGGAAGAGGAUUUGAAAAGAAGAAGGGAGGAGGAGGUGAAGAGAAGGAGGGAAGUUGUGGCAAGGAUCUGUAAGCAGUCCAAGGUAACAUCAACCACAACUUCAGAGGAAGAUGAGUCUAAUGGAGGAACAGCUGGCGCUUCCAAAAGCAGGAAGUUCCUCAACCUGUUUGGCAAGAACAGCAACCAUUACAGUGCCACUGGUGCUGGGUUAUUUGGUCUGUUCUCCUGUGUUUUGGAUGGAGUGGAGAGACAGCAGAGCCACAGAGCUGUGUACAGAUUUGUCCCACGUCAUGCAGAUGAGCUGUGCCUAGAAACAGAUGAUCCAGUGUUAAUGCUGGACCAGUCUGAGGACCUGUGGUGUCAGGGAUACAACAUGAGGACUGGAGCUACCGGCAUAUUUCCUGCCUUCUACGUUGUCAAGAUUGCUAAAGAUAUUAGCCAAGUCCAGAAAGAUGAUUGGAUAGAACAGUUCCUUGUCCGAUUUCUGGGGUCAGUUCAGGUCCCCAUCCACAAAGGCAACGAUGUGCUGUGUGCAGCAAUGCAAAAGGUGGCAUGUUCCAGAAGGUUAGCCGGUCAGCCUCCCUCAGCCUGUGUGCUGGAGGUCAGUGUGAAGGGUGUGAAGAUCAGUGUUCAGGACCAGUGUCACUCUGCUCACAGGGGGGAUCAGUGUUUUCAUUUCUUCCAGCUGAAGAACAUCUCAUUCUGUGGCUGUCAUCCAAAACACAGCAAGUAUUUCGGUUUCAUCACUAAACAUCCUGACCAACAACGCUUUGCCUGUCAUGUGAUGAUGUCAGAGACAACAUUACACCCCCUGGCUGAAUCUGUAGGGAGAGCAUUCCAGCAGUAUUACAAGGAACACAUUGGCUACUCCUGUCCCACUGAGGACAUCUUCAUAGAGUAGAGCUCUCUACUCUCUCCAUCCACACUAUGUAGUGAAGAUUCACUAUGUGCUUGUAAGAUUGGCCUUACACUACAACCUGGACCACAGAUAUAUCUUCAUCAAAGUACUUGCAUGGUGGAUUUCUUUUCUUAGCUGCAUUCAGCCUUCUGUUGGCCAUGUCACAAUAUAAAUACCUCUGGAUGGACAGGAUCACAUGAGAUGCUCCAUAUAAGUGAGAAUAAAUGUAAUAUAAACCUACCCAAGCUCAAACUCAAAUAUCUGAUAUUGAUUUAUUUUACGGGAUAAAACGACUUAUACACAAGUACACAUAGAUAUUGGAUGUGAAACCUGUACAGCCUUCAGGACUCUGGAGUUACUUUAAUGACAGAAUAUUUAUAUUAUCAAUUUGUGAACUUGCAGUGACAGUUUUGGAAACUGAUUAACUUUGAGGCAUUUAUCAAAAACAGAAGUCAUCAACCACAUUAGCAGAUCUGUGAGGUUUUAGGCACAGCAGUGUUGCAAAUGCUAGUGCGUGCUACCAUGUGCACAAUGAUUAGCAGCAGAUGCUUACCAUUAUGUUUAUUUGCUGUGUCAGCAACUAAUGUUUGCUAAAAAGUACUAAACAAAGUCGAGCCUGAUGGGAAUGGUCAUUUUCACAGAAAAAAAAAAAUAAAAUGAUGAUGAUGUAAUUUUGCUGGGGUCUGAACCAUGCAAGCAUGGUCCUUUGCAUCUGGAGAAUUUCUAGACAUCUCUGUAGCAGCACCGUUCAUUCAUAAUAGCAUGUUGUGAUACGUUUUAUCUUCAUCAAAAAUUGCAGCUUCUUCAAUCUGGAUUUUUUUUUUUUUUUUUUUUUUUUUGCACUUGACCAUAUUAUGAUUUCAAUAGUCUUUUGAGUAUUUGUUCAGGCCCAGUGGACAGUGCAGGUGCAUGGUUAAUCCUGUCAACGCUUCUUUCUGGGGUCCGUUUUGCCCACACACACACACACACGCAUGUAUUCUGUAGCUUGUUGUAGCAUAGCAGACAUGUCCAUGCGAUCACAGAAAGCUGAAGGCACCUGGAUGUCCACAGAGCCUACUUGUACACCCUCUGAUGACAAAAUUUACGUCACUGGUAGGAGCCGUGUGAGUAUGCUAUGUAUAGCAAAUAUAGUAAAGUAUAAUUUAAAAUGUAUGAAUAGCUUGGACAUUUUUAAGUUAUUCAUGAAUUUAAGAAGCAGGAAAAGUCGCAUUUUACGUGUCUGAAUAAUCAAGCUUGAGUGCAAUGAGAUGCAUCUCCCUAACUUUACUACAUUCAUCUUUCAUUUGACCAAAAUGAAAUGCUAAUGGUGAUAAAGGAGAUCAGUUGUGUUGGUGCUCUUGAUCAGUGUGUUUACUUGGUUACACAAUUAGCUGCUGGGUAUUGAAUAACAAACUAGAGUUCCAGUUGCAGACGUGUUCAUGAGAACUUCAGCUUGAGCUUAAACCUCAAUGUCCUACAUCAAACCAGUUUCGGUUAAGACAAGUAUUUCAUUCUUUCCGAUGUGGCUCAAUACAUUGGCCUGGAAUCGAACCCAGGUCAUCUGUUUAGAAGGCAGAUAUGCUAAACAAAAAAAAAUGCAAUUCAUACAUGUUUAUGAAUAGCAGGUAAAUCUUCUGUCUUUAAAUUAUCUUCAUCCUUGACAUCCUUAACAGUAAAGAAAAAGGCAGUGCUUUAAAGGAAUAUAUAAUAAACAAAUGGAUCUGCUUGUUUAUUUGCACAGAUGAGGACAGAUUGAUGUUUCCAAAAAAAUAUAUAUACAAAUACAAUUCUAUAUCUUAUAACCCCCCUGGCUUGACAAUCUACCACUGAAGUCCUUUGGAGUUGCUGUUAAGGUGCCUCAUUUCUCCUUUUGCUGCUUGGAAUUUCUCUUCUUUCAAAUGUGGUUCCAACUACAUGCAGGGCUCCCGAGCAAUGAUAUAAUUUCUUAAACUCUGUGUAAUAACAAGGCCCAAAUGACGCUGUGCAAUUUACUGUUUGUGUAACUAAACAGACUGGUGGGAUGGUGGAUCACUGUGCCGUCAUUUCCCAGUCUGUUCACAUCACUUUCAGCUCAUACUUUCCUUGCAUUGCCUGCUCAAAUCUGGGAUCCGAGAUAGGGUCAGGUCAUUGUGGAAAGAUUUCUCAUCAGACAUUGAUUGUCCAUUUUUUGCUUUUUUAUUUAAUCUUAGAUAUGUUUGAAAAAAAAAAAAUACUGAACUUGGCUUUUGAUAGGGAGCUGGUGGAAACCGGACAUUGGUCUGUGUUUGCUGUGUGUGUAAAGAGACAAACACAAUAUCAAUGACUGCUUUAGCGACGUGGUAACGUGUUUCUUUCUUUUGUGUCAGCUCAUCUUGCUGCUCCCAAAUGAUUUGAAAUUAAACUGAUGCAGCUUUAGGAUCCAGGAUUUAAACUUUAGGAUUUGGAAUUCCGUCCAAUCAGAACACAUCAGCACAAUCCACUCAACUUUAUGAUAUGAACAGAUUUGAGCAGGUGAAGUCAAUGGAAAUGUUUUUGUGUUCAAAACAGUGCCUAUUUGAUUUUAUUUUUUCUAGUGUAGUGACGGUGACUGUCCUCUGUUUUAACUUUCUGUGUCUCCAAUCACAGAAUCUAAAGAGAUCUCAUUCAGAUGAAUUGUCAUGUAGAUGGUUAUGACUUGGUGCACCUAAGAUGGCUGCCAUGGAAUGUUAAAUAAUGUCACUCAGAGUCAAGAGAGCUGAUAUCAGGACAACUAAAGUUUAACUCGUAUGUGUAGCUGGUGUUUCCUUUCAUUCAGUCAACCAUUGGGGUCUAGUGCCGUUUGAAUGAUUGCAUGUAGAACUGCUCAAUAUUACACCAGUUUUCUAUGGGAAAAUGUUAAUGUAAGAUGGUUGCAAUGCAGCAUUUUGUAAGAUUUUGAACACAUAUGUGAAUGAAAAACAAAAUCAUUAGAACUGUGGUAAUCUAGGGAAGAUAAAAAUGCAGGGCAACAUGGUAUACAGUUUUACAUUUUAGCAUGAAAAUGGUUAAAAGUACUGAAUAUCUUUACAAAGCACGCAUCUUUCAAAUAGGACAAACCAUUUCUUGACUAAAUAUCUCAAUCCCUUCCUUUUAGAUUGUCUUCUAUUGUCUUCCACUAAUUUUGCAAUGGAUGGAUGAAAACGAUCCACUCAUGCAACAGAAAUUUUACAUCACAAUACAAGCAGACAAAUUCACUAUGAUGGAUUGCAAAGUUGAAUUUUUGAGUCUUUUCGUACAGGACCACACUAAAGUGAAUCAAAAUCAGUGGCAACCUGAACACUGUGUCCACUGUGUGUUCUGAGCCAGCCAUCUGAGGUGCACCACAGGAAAUUCUGAUCCACCACAAAGUGUCCUUUCCACUUUUGUGAUUCUAACAUCAUGGGGAUCUACUGUACGUGACAUGAUAUCCUGUGUAGAUACUGUAUGUAUGUAUGUUUGUAUAGGAGUUAUUGUAUGCUGUUGGUUUGACUAAAACCUGGGUGUAACACCGCAUGAUAUCGAUGUUGUAAAAUGAGGACACACAGAUGCACAGACUGAUGAUAAUGAUGGUGGUUAUUCUUGUCAAUAAAUCACGUUUACAACUGCGCUUAGAAUACAAGUUAUGUUGUUGGAACCAACCAACCUUCUUUUUAUAGAAUAUAAGCAGUGCUGUGAAAUGUACCCAAAAGUCAUUUUUGAGGUAUUGUACUAAAAUAGUACUGUGGCAAAAGUGCACCCAUAUGAAUAGUACCUCAGUAGAAAUCUUAAAUGAUCUGAAAUGUAUCAAAAGUACAUAUAAAAGGAAAUUAUGCAUACACCAAUCAGCCAUUAUUAUCUAAUAUUGAGAGGGUCCCACUUUUGCCACCAAAACAGCCUUGACCUGUUGAGGCAUGAACACCACUAGACCUGUAAAGGUAUACUGUACUAUCUGGCACCAAGCCGUCUGUAGCAGAUCCUUUAAAUACUGUCAGUUGCAAGGUGGAGCCUCCAAGGAUUGGACCAGUUUUCCCAGGACAUCUCACAGAUGCUUGAUUGCAUUGAGAUCUGAAGAAUUUGAAGGACAGGUCAACACCUCGAACUCAUUGUUGUGUUCCUCAAACCAUUCUUGAACCAUUUUCACAGUGUGGCAGGGUGCAUUAUCCUGCUGAAAGAGGCUACUGCCAUCAGGGAAUACCGUGGGAAUACCAUGAAGGGGUGUAAUUGGUCAGCAACAAUGCUUAGGUGGUAAAUGUUAAAGUAACAUCCACAUGAAUGGCAUGACCCAAGGUUUCCCAGCAGAACAUUAAACAAAGCAUCACACUGCCUUCGUUCGGCUUGCCUUUUUUCCCAUAGUGCAUCCUGGUGCCAUGUCUUCCCCAGGUAAGCAACGCAAUGUCACAUGAUGGAAAAGAAAACAUGAUUCAUUAGAUGAGGCCACCUUCUUCCAUUGCUCUGUGGUCCAGUUCUGAUGUUCACAGACCCAUUGUAGACGCUAUUGGCAGUGAACACAGGUCAGCAUGGGCACUCUGUCUGUUCUGCCGCUAUGCAGCCCCAUACGAAACAAACUGCAGUGCACUGUGUGUUACUACUACUCUACAUUG